AUGGCCAAGGAAUUGAAUCUGUCUGACGCCGCCGUGUCUCAAAAACUUACACACAAAGUCCCUCUUCCCACUGACAAUCUGCCUACAAUGGCACAAUCUGCCAAGCCAAAGAGCUCAACCUCUGAAGCCACCAAGACACCAGUCAAGAGACAAACCCUCAAAAGAUGCACCGAAAGUGAUGAGGAGAGCAUGGAUGAUCUGAUCAAUGAAUCUACCAAGCCCAAACCUCCUGCCAGUGAAACUAUCAAACCCAAGGCUGCCACUACCAAAAAGCAAGUCACUGAAGAACCUAUCAAUAUUGACGACGACGAUGAGGAGGAGAGUGAAGAGGACGAAGAAAAUCAGGAAGAUGAAGACGAUCAAGAAGACAGUGAUGACGAGCAAACUAAUACCAAGAAGCCCGUCAAGGUAACUUCUUCAGCCAUCAAGAAACAAUCCUCUAGCAAGAAGGCAACCCGCAAGAGGGCCCACGACAGUGAUGAUGACGACGAUGGUGUGGAUCUGACAAGCAAACCCAAGAAACUCAAAGGCCAGGCACUUGCUCAAUACAAUGAGAACGACGACUCUGAAGACGAUAUCAUCGACGUAACCCUUAAGUCCACAAAAUCCAAGGCCAAGGNCUACCCAGAAGCAACCUGUCAAAGCCACAAUCCCCUCUCUUACUAA
Messenger RNA from Aureobasidium uvarum, 666 nucleotides. The record is from the annotation of a GenBank genome assembly. NCBI's taxonomy places the organism in Eukaryota, Fungi, Ascomycota, Dothideomycetes, Dothideales, Saccotheciaceae.